Molecule: messenger RNA, 1626 nt
Organism: Maudiozyma barnettii
Lineage: Eukaryota; Fungi; Ascomycota; Saccharomycetes; Saccharomycetales; Saccharomycetaceae
Gene: CUE5
Product: ubiquitin-binding protein CUE5
Exons: 1
Coding region: 1-1626 (541 amino acids)
Biological process (GO): ubiquitin-dependent protein catabolic process
Cellular component (GO): cytoplasm
Molecular function (GO): ubiquitin binding; ubiquitin conjugating enzyme binding
Source: RefSeq, a predicted model, not a curated record
AUGUCUGAAGAAAAGAGAGAUUUACUAGCUGAGUCAGUAGACGGCAGUGAUAACGUUCUGGAUAAUACCGAUGCAGACAACACCGUUCCAGAAGGUGUUACAUCUAAAGUGGAAGAUACCACUGAAGAGGUAGCAGAUGAAAAUGAUAAGGAUGAUACUAACGUAGGUGAAGGUGGUAUUGUUCUUAAGGAUGAGGUUCAAGAUGAAAGUGCGGAAGAAAAAAAAGUUGAAAGUGGCUCAAAUGGGAUGAAAGUAUUAGCCCCUGAACCAGUCUCACUGGAUGACAUUGAACCAGAAAGUCCAUCUACUGUUGUACCAAGCAACGAUGCAACUCGCAAAGAAGGUGAUGGUAAAGAUAACGAUGAUGAUGAUGAUGAGGUACCACCUUUACCAACAAGACAAAAGCCAAAGGUUAAGGAAAGUGCACCAAAGGAGAACCCUCUAUUGAAACAGUUAAAAGAUGCGUUCCCAACUAUCGAGGAAAAAUAUAUUAAAGCUGUUGUGAUUGCCUCAAAGGGGGCAAUGGAUCCUGCAUUUAAUGCAUUGUUAUAUUUAUCUGAUCCAGAGGCAAAUGCCGAUUUUACAUUACCUUCAAAACAACCUUCUCCAUCUCCAGGUUUAGCCUCUAGAAAGAAACUGACUCAAUUGGAACAAGAUGAACUAUUAGCUAAGCAAUUGAAUGAUCAAUAUAAUAAUAGCUAUAAGAGACACUCACAACAACGGAAGGCUUCUACUACUACAACUACGUCUAGAAGUGGUAAAGGAGACAAUACUAUCGAUGAUAUGGAUGAACCUAUUCCAUUUGAUUCUACUAAUGGUCGUUCCAGACAACUGCAUGAGGAAAGAUUGAGUGAAAGGAGAAGACGUUUGAGAGAGAAUGGUGAGUUUAAUCCUGAUACUUAUCAAGAUGAUGAUAGUUGGGGUCAAUUUGUCGAAAACGACUUACCUGAGAUAACUGCCAGGGCCAAUAAGUCGUUGCAAGAUACUGCUUCAAGAGUUGGUAAUUGGUUCAACAGGAAUUUUGGUGCAGAGAAUCAACCACAGCAACAACAGCAACAACAGCAACAACAGCAACAACAGCAACAAGGAAACAAUGGACUUGGUUAUAAUGAUGCUCAAAUGAGAGAACAAGAAGAUGCAUUCAGAUACUAUGAGAGUCAACGUAACAAACAAACAAAUGCUAAUACGGGAUAUUCUCGUACAGAAGCCAAUAAAACAACAACCAAUGAUUCACAAGCUGAGAGACCUCGAUUCAAUUCAUUUGGUGCACGUAUUGGUGAGGAUUCUCUUGAGAGUCAUGGUAUUUCCUUAACGAAUGAUGAAUUCUCAGAUGAUGAAGAUGUUCCACCACAAUUACCAAGUAGAGAACGUAGUAGAGAAGGUAAUGAAGGAAACAAUAAUAGUAAUAAUGGGGCAGAUCCAGAUGCGUCAAUGGUAACUAAUGAUAGUCAACGUGUUGUUUCACAAACCACAUACAUCGAUACACCUGACAAGACUCCAAAGAAGAAAUGGCAGCCUGUUUCAUCUGAACCAAUUGAUGCUACGCCUACUAAAAUAAAUGCCGUUUCUAAUAAAGCAACAGAUUCAGACACAGACGACUUCAUGAUAAAAAGUGAUGACGAGUAA